Molecule: messenger RNA, 1268 nt
Organism: Dacryopinax primogenitus
Lineage: Eukaryota; Fungi; Basidiomycota; Dacrymycetes; Dacrymycetales; Dacrymycetaceae
Product: Ribokinase-like protein
Exons: 5
Coding region: 48-1076 (342 amino acids)
Biological process (GO): purine ribonucleoside salvage
Cellular component (GO): cytosol; nucleus
Molecular function (GO): adenosine kinase activity
Source: RefSeq, a predicted model, not a curated record
GCCAUACCUUUAUCUGCUCACUACCUUCUUGAGUUCUUCCAUUCACUAUGGCUACUUUUAGUUUGUUUGCUAUGGGCAAUCCCCUGCUCGACAUUCAAGUCACGGAGGGCGAGCCUCUGCUCGAGAAGUACGGUCUAAAGCCGAACGACGCUGUGCUUGCCAACGAACAGCAACUGGCUAUCUACGAUGACAUUGUCAAGAACUGGAAGGUCACCUAUGUCGCUGGUGGUGCCGCUCAGAACGCUGCUCGCGCUGCCGCUUACGUUCUUCCGGAGAAGUCUGUCAUGUACACCGGCUGUGUUGGCGAGGAUGAGCUUGCGGAUCAACUUCGCGCCGCCAACGCGAAGGAGGGUGUCGAGAGCGCAUACCAGGUCGCCAAGGGUCAGCGGACAGGCGCAUGCGCCGUCGUCAUCACCGGUCACCACCGGUCGCUCUGCACGACGCUCCAGGCCGCCGAGUCAUUCACCCCUUCUCACUUGUCGUCUCCCGAAAUUGCUCCUCUUAUCCAGAACGCCAAGUUCUUCUAUGUUGGGGGCUUCUUCUUGACGCAUGGUGUCGAGUCUGCGCUCGAGCUCGCCAAGCACGCGAGCAAUGCCGGCAAGGUGUACACCCUCAACCUCUCUGCUCCCUUCAUCCCUCAGUUCUUCAAGGCCCAGCUCCAGCAGGUCCUACCAUACGUUGACAUCUUGUUUGGCAACGAGAGCGAAGCCGCCUCCUAUGCGGAGGCCAACGGCCUUCCGACCAGCAGCGUUGCGGACAUCGCGCAGGCUUUCGCGAAUCUUGACAAGGCGAAUCCCUCCCGUCCUCGCCUGGUAGUCAUCACUCAGGGUGCAGAAAGCACGAUUGUUGCCUCUUCCACCGACCAGACGCCAAAAGUCUUCGCCGUGCAGAAGCUCUCCGCAGAGCAGAUCGUGGAUACCAACGGUGCUGGCGACAUGUUCGCCGGAGGCUUCUUGGGUGCCUAUGUCUCUGGCAAACCCCUCGAGGAGUGUGUCGAGACUGGCCAUGCCCUGGGUGCAAUGUGCGUCCAGCAAGUAGGGCCGACGCUCAAGUUUCCCAAGGUGAAGAUAUUCUGAGUGUUUUCAUUUGAUCUGGGAGAUAAGGGCAUUCUCAUCAAUCGCUUUCAUCUUUUCUGUUAUUCUUGGGACCACUAGUCGUGAGCAUCACCUGCUGCAUUCGCUUCAACCGCAUUGCACUCGCAUUCAACUGCAUAGGAAGUUUGUUGUAAUAGAUCAAGUAACGUAAACGUCAGAAAUAGAACCAUACCG